Messenger RNA from Iphiclides podalirius (scarce swallowtail), 621 nucleotides. The record is from the annotation of a GenBank genome assembly. Lineage: Eukaryota; Metazoa; Arthropoda; Insecta; Lepidoptera; Papilionidae.
AUGCUAAAGGCUUAUUUAGACCACGUGGAUCCAGUUGAAAUCGAAAGGAAAACAACGGUGAACGAAUCAGAAUUGGAUAAAAACCCUAUAGACAUUGAAGACGUUCUAUCCCCAAUAAUUCGCAAAAUCAAAUCCAAGAUCAACGUUGAUAAAUACCAAAAUCAUUCACAAACAUUUAAUAACAUACAUGACUUUAUAAAACAAAACAAGUUAGAAAAAGCUGAAAAUACACGGAGCAAUCAAGAUACUCCUCCGGAUAACGAAAAUCACGAGAAAAUUUUAAGAGAACCCGAAAACAGUCCCCCCGAAGCGACAGAUCAGUUAAGUUACAGUGUAGAUCGCGCAGCUUCUAAGCCUUAUCGAUCUCUAGAUCCCUGGAAGACUGGGGCCAGAAAUACAGUGGAAUCUGGUGGUAGGAAAGUUGGUGAAAACAAAGCUCUGACAGCAAAAAAAGCUCGAUUCAAUCCCUACACAGCUAAAUUCGAAGGAUGCAAAAUAUGCCGCAUGAAGGUGCAUCAAGUAGGCUCACAUUAUUGUCAAGCCUGUGCAUAUAAGAAGGGUAUUUGUGCAAUGUGUGGUAAGAAAAUCUUAGACACUAAAAAUUAUAGACAGAGUUCCACA